Phlebotomus papatasi is the source of this 7214-nucleotide messenger RNA. RefSeq lists its product as uncharacterized. Lineage: Eukaryota; Metazoa; Arthropoda; Insecta; Diptera; Psychodidae. The record is from RefSeq and is a predicted model, not a curated record. Bases 110 to 3997 code for a protein of 1295 amino acids. The transcript is spliced from 6 exons. Gene Ontology annotation, cellular component: focal adhesion; stress fiber. Gene Ontology annotation, biological process: actin cytoskeleton organization; actin filament organization. Gene Ontology annotation, molecular function: protein dimerization activity; actin filament binding.
AGUUUUGUCAUGAAAACAUAACCUUAAACUGUGUUGAUUUUCCUCCUCUGAAUAUUUUUGUGAAUUUUUGAAGAAAAAUAAAAUCCGCCAAAUAUGUAGCGAAUAAAAUAUGACGAAGAAAAGCUCACCGCGUAACAAGGAAUGGGAGAAAGACAGGAGAGACAGACUGAACAAAACAUUUGAUAAUCUGGCCAAGAAGCUGCCCCAAUAUGAUCCCAGCUCACCAUUUAGCAAAAUUGAGAUCCUUCAGAAGACUAUUACUUUCAUUGAAGAGCUCCAAACUAAGCAGAAGGAUCUGCUUCAGUCAGAAUGUGAUAAAGUCCUCUUGAAGGAGCGAGAAGAAUUUGAGCAGAGCAUUAGUGUUUUAAGGAGUAGAAACAGCCAACUGGCAGAGCUUCUAAAGCAAGCCAACAUUACAAUCCCGAAUUUUAAGGCACAGAAAUUCGUUGCGAAUCUAUCAGCAAAGCGAAUUGAAUCCCUGCAGGAAGAAAAUAAUGCCAAUGGAAUUAACAUCAAGCCUGAAAAACAGAAGAAAUAUUCCAAUAAACUCUCCAAGGAACAAAUAACAAAGGCAGUGAAAGAAAAUGAGGAGAAAGGGGAAAAGGGAACGAAAAAAUCUGCAAAGUCGAAAGUGUCACCUGAUAAAACAGACAAGAAGACCUCCAAAAGUCGAAAUUCAAAGACCAAGGAGAAGAAAUCCGAAGAGGAACCGGUAGUAGUUACUCUAGCUGUAACAUCUGUCUCGUCUACGGGAAUUUUGAGCAUUCCGGAAGUCCAAAAAAUUCCCAAAUCCUCGACAAUCAGUGCAAUAUCUUCAAAGAAUGUUACAAUCACCCAUACGAGUCUCACGACACCUAUCAUGGCCACGGGGCUGUUCCUGCCAGUUCCAGUGGUUCAAACUCAGACUCAACCUGUGCUAAUUGUGAAUACCAGAAAUUUGCAAAGCGCAGCCAAGGAGGUUCCAAAAGCCGGAAAGAAAAAGGUCAAAGGUAGGUGGAUUCAAAUACGUCCACAUCCCAUUCCAACGAGAAUCCCAUUUGGGAAACUUCCGAUUCCUGCUCUGAGGAGUAAUUUUAUCGUGAAGAAGAAGAAAAGAAUUGUACGGAGGCGUCUUCGGGUGAAAGAUAAGGUGCAGCCGACAAGUAAAGUGGAGAAAGUGGUUGAGAAGAGAAAAUCACAGGAAAAGUCUGAAGAAGUCAAAAAGAAAAAGCCUAAAAUCGAAGAAGGCGUAGAGAAAAAUUUGGGAAAAAGUGAUGAAAUUAAGAAUGUUGAGGAAAAAAGGGAAGAACCGAAGAAUAAGGUGAUUGAGAGUGAGAAGGUGGAUAAACCAGUGAAUGAGAUAAUUCCCGAACCCCAAGAGAUAUCAGCUCCACUAAGUCAUUCAGAUCUGUCCAAUGAUAUCUUUGCGAGCCUCCAAGUGCCUUCAGGAGGAUCAAAUCCAGGUUGUUUGUCCCCAACAGCAGCCUUCCUUAUGACAUUUCCGGUGGUAUCUUCGGCCGGAGGGGGAAAGAAUCCUGAAACGACCCUAUCUGAGGAUUCUCCUAGCAAUGCAGGGAAUAGUGGGAGUCAGGUGGAGGGAAGUAAGGAGGAUCAGGAAGUGGAGAAUAAUAAUGCUCUGUUGGAUAAUUUGUCGUCGUUCUUUGGUGGUUACACGGGACUCUAUCCGACUGAGGCACUCGAAAAAACUCCCCAAAAGAACUCAGCAGAGAAGCUUUCAACAGACACUUCUCUGACUUCCAAUCCAAUCCGGAUAAGAACGGACAUGGGAGCUAUUCCACAAAAACCAAUGGAUACGCAGAUAUCACUUUCAUUUGCUGAAACCUUCUCAACAUUUGACUAUGGACUGCCAAAUAAUUGCAGCAGUAAGAUCAACUCAACGGUCUUUCCCAGUUACUCAGCAAUGCCAUUGCUGCCGGAAAUGGCUCCAUCAGCUGUGAAUGCCACAAAGUCCGAAUUCACUUUUAGCCUAACAAAAACCACUUCAACAGCUCCGUGUACAUCCUACAAGGCUGAUUCUCUGUACAAUCCAUUUUCUCUCCCUACAACAUCCAGCAAUAAUUCAGUUCCACCGGCAAUGGAUGCCAAUCUGGGUUUAUCCAUUCCACUCAAUAUUUCUUCCACAAUUUAUCCCAAUGUUCCGGAUGAUGGCGGUAAUAAGGCUCAGGGAAGUUUUACAUUCUCUUUGACCAAUACAACAUCAGCUCCGAGUUACUAUGCAAAAUCCUCAACAAAUCUUAACAUCUCAUUCCCCAAUGAUUCAUACAAUACCUACAAUCCCUUCUCUUUCAACGAUCCCGUUGGGAUUAAGCAGGUCAAUGAUACCAGCACGAAUUUUUCGUUCUGUCUCACGAGUAGUUCAUCAAAAACAGCCCCCAUUUAUACAUCAACUUCCACUUAUAAUACCCUCAAUCCCUUCUCAAUUGAUGCCACGCUACAGACUUCCAAUUAUCGUCAGCAGAACUUUGAUAGUCAGAAAAACUACCAAUUCUAUCUGAAUCAGGGGCAAAAGCCACCAUGUCAAAAGGCCCAAAGUAAUAAUAAGCAUCAACAGAAGGAAGCCACAAGAUUGCAAAAUGUUCAGCAACAGCAAAAAUCGCCGGGAAAGAAGGCUCAAAAUCAACAAUCAAAAUAUCACAAUGUCAACUGGAUGACAAAUUCAGAUUACCAGGUUAAGAGCAAUGAUUUCCCAAUUCCACCACCGUUAGACUUUACGCAUACUCCCAAUCAUGCCUCUACGAACUUUUCCUAUCCACCACCGCCACCUCCGGCGCUGGGAAGUAUCGAUCUUAAGAGUAAAUCUGAUGUUUUCUUUGCACAUCCGCCAGAAGAAAAUUUCUCCUGGUCACCCAAUAAGUUGUCAAAUGUCUUGGAGCCUCCAACAUUGCAUAAUUUUAUGUCUCAGACAGCACUGCCCACGCUUCAUGGAGAUCUAGCUCUGAGCACUACAACGCCAUCUGCCGUGAUUCCCCAUGAAAUGCAAAAGGAUAAAAAUCCUCAGAUAGAUGGAUAUCAGGAUCAACAGCAGUCGGGAGGUAAUUUCCUGUCAGUGAGUCAACUUUUGGUGGAGCAGGGCAAAAAGGGGAAGAAGAGCAAGCAUAGUAAGAAUGCUGAGGAAAGUAAUAGAAAAUCUCUGAAGGACAAGAAGCAAUUUCAGUGUGUCAAUAAUCUGGGGAAUUUCUCUGAACAAACCUACACGGAUAAUUCCAAGGGGAAUCAACAGUAUUCCAAUAUUUAUUCAGCUGAAUCCCUAAUUGGGUACAAGAAGGAUAAAAGUUCGCAGCAAAACUACAAUCAAACUCCAUUGGAUCUUCCUCCAACGGGAAGUAAUUUAUUUCCAGGAAUUGAUCUGAAUAAUGACAUCAACUACAACAGCAAUAUCUUAUUCAAUCCACCCACAAGUACAACUUUUGCCCCACCAACGCAAAAUUGUAUGUCUGUAUUUUCUGAAAAUGACUUCUUUGAGUAUCCAGGAAAGGCACCAGCUGCAAAAGUCAGUAGUCAGCAGCAAAAUGUCUAUUACUUCAAUAAACCCCAAAAUGGCCUUCCACCAAUGGAUUAUACUGCCCACAAAGGGGACAUGAAAGCCACAAAUUCCUCUCCAAUGUUCCAGGGCAAUAAAUUUAACAAUGUCCAUGCAGGAGGACAACCUGGAAAAGUUAAGAAGGGAACAAAUGCCAAAAUACCAGAUUUCUAUCCACCUCCUCCACCGGCAAUUCAUCCAAACAUCAAUUAUGACUCUUCUGUGCCAUCAUCAAAUUACUUCUCUGUACCACUCGGAGUUAAUUCUCCACAUUUACCACCGGCUGAGGAUCCUUUCCAUCUCCAUCAUCUAAAUUACUCAAACACCCUGAAGAACUUAGCACCGACCAACUCAACUCUGUAUAUUCCUGAGGGUUCUAGCCAAAACACCAGCAAUUCCUUGACCAACUUCCACUUAAGCUCAAUUUGUCCGGAGAUCAAUGAUAAAGUGCGUCAGCAGAAUUGUGUAUCACAGUGAAGAUCUACAAUUUUUAAAAUUAAAAUGAUCUUUACCAAUUCAUUGAACAAAAAUUAAAAUUUUAAAAUAGAAAAAAGUAAAAAAAAAAACAGAGAUGGCAAAGCGUCCCAGCAUUGCGGAAUGCUGAAACUCACGAGAUAGAGCUCACCGUGAAUUAGUUUUUUUUGCACGAUCUUUGGUAUUACUGAUCUAAUAGAGAUCAAAUUGAUUCAUAUAUCACAAAAGCAUAUGAAAAUCAAAAAAUCGGUACUUAACCGACUCAUAUCCGAUAAAGACCGAUGCAGCCAGGUUCGAAAUUUCAAUACCUCUCCAAAGAAUCCAAAUUUAACCAAAUGGAGUGAAAAAUUACCCUUCCAAAGUGGUUGACCUUUGACCUUCAAUAAUUCAGAAUGGCGAAUUUUCCGGUCAUAGGUAUGUUUGGGCGAAAUGUUCGCCUGGACUAGCUCUAAAACAUAUCCGAAAAUCAUAGAAAAAGCUUGGGCCAAUUUUUUGCAAAAUUGGAAAAACCUCAUUUUUUACCUAUUUUUGGGGAAUAGGGAACGUAUGAAAGGGGAGGGGGAAAAAUAAAGUGGUUGGGUACGAGAUAAUGUCAUUUGAGGAGGGGUCUUCGAAGACCGGAAGUUGAUAUCUGUUACCGUUUGAAUUUUAUAUGGAUCAAAAAACUGAAAAAAGUGCGAAAAAGUUUUUUUUUGUAAAACAGAGCUAUUACCGUUACUUUCCCGAUACAUCACUGAUUAUGAGCGAUGCAGUCGGGUUCAGAAUUUCAAUACCUUUCCAAAAAAUCCAAAUUUAACCAAAUCGGUUGAAAAAUGGACCCUCCACAGUGGAUGACCUUUAACCUUCAAUAAUUCAAAAUGGAGAAUUUUCCGGUCAUAGAUAUGUUUGGGCGAAAUGUUCGCCUGGACUAGCUCUUAAACAUAUCCGAAAAUCAUAGAAAAAGUUUGGGCCAAUUUUGAGAAAAACCAAAAAACAUGGUUUUUGGAGGGGAUAGAGGGGGAGGUGGGGAGGGCAGAAAAAACGUCGAGAGAUUUUGUUUUUUAUUGGGGGUCAUCGAAGACUGGACGUCGAUAUCUCUUACCGUUUAAGCUCCAGAAUAGUGACAAGUUGAAAAAAAGACGAUUAUAUAACUGAUCUCUCUUUGAGUUCGAGCAGUAAAAACAGUUUAUUGAAAACUUUAAAUCGGUUUUGUAAGUGAAAUUCGUCAAAUUCAAAAUGCAAAAGGGGGAGGCAAAGCGUCCCAGGCUUUGCGAAGUGCUGAAACUCGUGAGAUGCUAUACCUCAAAAGUAUUUUCGCAUGAUUUACUGUUUGCCGGUUUUCACCCGAUUCAAACCGAUUCAUAAAUCACUCAAAAAAUCGCCCAAAAUGGUUUUAAAAAUAAUGAAAUUGAUUUUCGGAGAAAAAUUACUUAUUGGUUCAUAACUGGCUCAUUGCCGGUUCCCAACCGAUUUGAACCGAUUUAUAAAUCACUCAAAAUAUUUCCCAAAAUACACCACAAGGGUAAUUUAAUUGAAUUUCGUAUAAAGAAUUAGUUAUUGUUUGUGAACCGGUUCAUUACCAUUUUAAAAACCGAUCGAAACCUAUUCAGUUUUGUCAGAAAUUCCAAGACCUUUACAACGAGCACAAACAUCACCCUAUUCGGUUGAUAAAUACGCUCUCUAGAGCCUUUUUGACGUUUGACCUUGAAAAACCGUUACUAAGAAUAAUUCAAAGGUAUUUUCACACAUGGUCAAGUGAUCGCCUGGUUCGAGCAGUAUAACUGACUUAGAUGCUAUACCGCAAUAGCACUUUUGCAGCAAUUACCGUUUACCGAUUCACAACCGAUUUAAUAAUUACUAAAAAAAAAUCGCCCAAACUGGCUUAGGAGUAAAUAAAUUGAUUUACGGUUAAAAAAUUGUUCUUUAUUCAUAACCGACAAGAACCGGUUUAAUGUUAUCAGAAAUUACAAAACCUUUCCAAUGAGCCCCAAUAUGAUCCAAUUUGGUUGAGAACUACCGUUAUUGAGAAUGAUUCAACGGUAUAUUCUUAUAAUCCAAAAAUGAAAAAAAAAUCUCAUUACUCGUUAAUACUACUCGGAAUACAAAAUUUUUGUAUUCCGCGAAUACAAAAAUUUUAAAUUUUAUUGUACCACCAUUUUAACGUCCAAGCUUUACGGGAUACACGCUACAUUCCGUAGUGCAACUCACUAUAAAUUAUCUUACCGGAUUGUUUUUGGAACCAUACCACUUUCAACCGUUUUAAAGCGUUUUUUUUUUCUUUAAACCAUUUUAAAGAUAAUCAUCUCAAAAUUUAAAAAAAAUGUUAGUGAAGUGCAAUUUUUUAAUGUCUGACCUUUUAACUUGAUACAGUUUUUUAAGGACGAGAGGGUAAAAAAUUACGGUCAGAAAAAAACACUUUUUCUGACUUCUUUUAGAGCAAAACAUAACUUUAGAUAGCCGUAGGUAAACAAAAAAAUCGGGACACGGGUGUCUCUAUCGUUCUUAUAGGGUUAAUCCAAACUGGUUGUGAUUUUUUUUAAAUAUUCAAACAUUUGACUUUAAAACCGUUUGAGAGAAUGAAUUGAGAGAAUUGAGAGCGUUGGCAGUUACGGAUGAAAAGUUCGCCUAGAUCAUUUUUCUAUCAUAUCUGAAAAUAAAAGAAAUCAUUGGAUCCGUUUUCUGGCCCUUCUGAGUGUUUUGAAUUUUUCCUACGAAAAUUCGACUUUGAAAAGUUUUUUGAUCGUGUGCCUAUAUGGACGAAAUAUUAAUCUAGACUACCUUCCAAACGUAUUCUAAAAUAAAAGAAAUCGUUGGAACUGUUUUCGAAAUCACCUAAAGACCGGAAGUUGAUAUCUUUUACCGUUUAAGCUCUAGGUCAAUGACAAGUUAAAAAGAAACGGUAGUUCUGUUCUAGUUUAAAUUCGAGCAGUGAAUCUCUAAAAUAGUCCAGAAAUGUUAUUUUUACACGAUUCUAAAAAUAUUAAUUGUGUUUUCCAAAUAAAAAGUGCAAAGUAUUCUUUUUCAUAUUAAACACUUUAUAUUGUAGUCUCUUUUUAUUGUGAAAUAAGAUUUCAAGAAAAUAAUUUUUGAGACCUCUGUACCAAAACUCUUUCCUGAAGAAGGCAACAACAACAAAAAUUAUACUACCAUUGUAAAUAUUAAUUCCUUAAUCCUAAAUACCCAACGUAAAGUCUUUUAUUAGGUGAAAUAAAAGUAAUUUUUAUUUAAUAUGACAAAAAAA